ACCAGGUGGCUCAGGCACUUUGCCAGUCGACGGACAUGAGUGAAGAGAAGGAAGAGGCCUCGUUCAGUAUACUCACAAUUUAUGAUGACCCGGAGGAGAGGGGGAGUGUGCCAGAAAGCCCUGGCAUUUCCUCUCAGCAUGAACAUCACACACAAUCUCAGCUGGAUGAGGCGUGUGGUCCCCUGCAGCAGCUCCCUGGCUCCCUGGCACAAUCUCAGCUUUGUUCUUCACCUCCUCCCAGUGAAGAAGUCCGGUCAUUGCUCAGAGCAAUUCCUCCCGUUCCAGACGAAGCAGUGGUCAGGCAGAGGACUCCACGUGGGUCCUGGAAGGUUGGCAAACUCCGCCACGGAAAGAAAGUCUAUGCUGUGGCCGUCAGCGGCUCUACUCACCAUGUGUACACGUGCGGCCAUGGCUACAUCAGAGUGUGGAAUGAGAGUGCCCUGCACGCCUGGGACCAGGCCCCCCAGGCCCAGCUCAACCUCCAGGACCAUCAGAACUGUGUCCUCACCUGCAAGCUGUUCCCAGAUGAGCAGAGGUUGAUCACGGGGGGUCUGUCCCAGACCCUGACUCUGUGGGACCUAGCACCCACCCCUCGCAUCAGGGCACAGCUGGCCUCCACGGGCCCCAUGUGCUAUUCCCUGGCCAUCUCCUCCAAUGCCCAGAUCUGCUUGGCUUGUUUCAAAGGAUUUGUUGAGAUCUGGGAUUUGCAGAACCAAAUCUUGAUCAGGAAGCAUGAAGUCCCCAUCUAUGGGUCCCGAUGUGUGGACAUCACGGGCAAUAAGUUCUGGACGGGAGGUGAAGACACCAGCCUGUAUUCCUGGGACCUGAGGAGCUACCAGCGGCUGCAGCAACAUGAUUUACAGCAUGAGAUCCUCAGCAUCACACAUGACCCCAGUGAGGAGUGGUUGUUAGUGGGCUUGCGAAUGAGUGACAUCAUAAUCCUGCACACGCACCGGAAGGAGAAGUUUAAAGCUGUGUUACACAAAUACAUCCACCACCACAAUCUCAAGUUUGCCUCCUGUGGAAGCUAUUUUGUGACCACCCAGGACGAGUCGAUCCACUGCCUUGCUGCACCUUCUCUGCAGAGGUUGUUUCAGGCAGAGGAGUCUACAGACAUCCUGUGUUGUGAUGUGUCUUCUGACAACCAGUAUCUGGUCACCGGCUCUAAGAACAGUGCCACAGUUUACCAGCUCUUGUAUUGA
Molecule: messenger RNA, 1202 nt
Organism: Camelus dromedarius (Arabian camel)
Lineage: Eukaryota; Metazoa; Chordata; Mammalia; Artiodactyla; Camelidae
Gene: TLE7
Product: TLE family member 7
Exons: 8
Coding region: 36-1202 (388 amino acids)
Biological process (GO): negative regulation of canonical Wnt signaling pathway; regulation of DNA-templated transcription
Cellular component (GO): nucleus; transcription regulator complex
Molecular function (GO): protein binding; transcription corepressor activity
Source: RefSeq, a predicted model, not a curated record